AUGUCUGUGAAAUCUGAAUUAAAAUUACCUUUUUUUAUUAUUAUUAUUUACCCUUAUCUUUUUCUAUUUUCCUUUUUUAUUUCUCCUUUUUUCCUUUUUUAUUUCUCUUUUUUUUCCUUUUUUGUUUUUCCUUUUUUAUUUCUCCUUUUUUUUUUUCCCCCUUUUUUAUUUCUCCUUUUUUUUUUUUCCCCUUUUUUAUUUCUCCUUUUUUUUUCCUUUUUAUUUCUCCUUUUUUUUUUCCUUUUUUAUUUCUCCUUUUUUUUCUUUUUUUUUUCUCCUUUUUUUUUCUCCUUUUUUUAUUUCUCCUUUUUUUAUUUCUCCUUUUUUUUCUCCUUUUUUUUCUCUUUUUUUUUCCUUUUUUUUUUUCUCCUUUUUUUUUCUUUUUUUUUUUCUCCUUUUUUUUUUUCUCCUUUUUUUUUCCUUUUUUUAUUUCUCUUUUUUUUAUUUUUCCUUUUUUAUUUUUCCUUUUUUUUUUUUCCUUUUUUUUUUCUCCUUUUUCUUUCUCCCCUCCCGCUUUUUAUCUUUUUCUUAUCCGUCUGA
Acanthosepion pharaonis is the source of this 540-nucleotide messenger RNA. The record is from the annotation of a GenBank genome assembly. Lineage: Eukaryota; Metazoa; Mollusca; Cephalopoda; Sepiida; Sepiidae.